Terrapene triunguis (Three-toed box turtle) is the source of this 3943-nucleotide messenger RNA. It is a transcript of the gene EPB41L4A, whose product is annotated as erythrocyte membrane protein band 4.1 like 4A. The transcript is spliced from 24 exons. The record is from RefSeq and is a predicted model, not a curated record. The coding region runs from base 788 to 2848 and encodes 686 amino acids. NCBI's taxonomy places the organism in Eukaryota, Metazoa, Chordata, Testudines, Emydidae. Gene Ontology annotation, cellular component: cytoskeleton.
UGCCCCUCCCGGCACUGGCCGUCACCAUCGCCCCUGGAGACGGACACAGCUGAGCUGGGGCCAGGAGCCGGCCCGGGAGAGGAGCAGAGAGCGGCGGCUGCCGGCGGGUCUGGCCACAACGUGGCUGCGCGCUCGCUGCUCCCCGUCAGCAGCCCCCAGCCCCGGCGGGCACCGCGAUGCUGCUGGAGGGCUGAGGCGGUGGCGGCUGCUCCAGUCCCGGGCCGGCCGGCAGGGACGCGCUCCUGGGGCGGCUGCUUCUCCAGCCCCCGGGACAUGCUGCUGCUGGGACUGGAGCCGAGGAGAGCAGGGCAAGUCACCGCCCCGGCAGGCGCGGAGAAGAGGCGGCCGCGGCGCCCCCCGGCCCAUCCUGGGCCAUUUGGGCUUUGCAGAAUCCGAGUGCGGGCAGUUGCCGGGGGCAGGUGGAGCCGCGCCCGCCCGGUGUGUGAGGCGCUGUCUGGCCCUGGGGAGUUCGCAUGGGGGGGCAGCGGAAGGAGCUUCCAACCCCCCCGGCCUUGCUGAAGACUUUUGCAGGAUGCCCAGGGAGGAGUUGUCCCUUAGUGUUUAGUUCACCAUCUUUAUAGCAACUGGAUACUCAGCUUGCCAACAUCCAAGAAGUACCCGCACGCCUGCAUCCCCUAGGAUCAUUCUGUUGCAUUGGGACUGCUGAGCUGAAUACAUUUCUUGUUCAUUAGCGGUGGCGUUAAUUAAACGCGCUGCUUCUCCCCCUUCUGGAGCUUGGGGUCGCCUUUAUCUAUCGUUCCCAUUUCCCCCAGACAUCAAAGCAGUGAUGGGUUGUUUCUGUGCUGUCCCCGAGGAAUUUUAUUGUGAGGUUUUGCUUCUGGAUGAAUCCAAGUUGACCCUAACCACCCAACAGCAGGGGAUAAAGAAAUCAACUAAAGGGUCGGUUGUCCUGGGCUACGUAUUCCGUCACUUAAACCUCGUGGAGAUAGAUUACUUUGGACUGCGUUACUGUGACAGAAGUCAUCAGACGUACUGGCUGGAUCCUGCAAAGACCCUUGCAGAACAUAAGGAAUUGAUAAACACUGGGCCACCAUAUACUCUAUAUUUUGGUGUUAAAUUCUAUGCAGAAGAUCCAUGCAAACUUAAGGAAGAAAUAACCAGGUAUCAAUUUUUUUUGCAGGUGAAGCAAGAUGUUUUGCAAGGUCGCAUGCCCUGUCCCAUCAACAUUGCAGCUCAGCUGGGAGCAUAUGCAAUUCAGUCUGAGCUGGGAGACUAUGACCCAUAUAAGCACACUGCAGGUUAUGUGUCAGAAUACCGAUUUGUUCCAGACCAGAAGGAAGAACUGGAAGAUGCAAUAGAACGGAUACACAAAACUCUGAUGGGUCAGGUUCCUGCUGAGGCAGAGCUGAAUUACUUAGGAGUGGCCAAAUCACUGGAAAUGUAUGGAGUAGAUCUCCAUCCUGUCUAUGGUGAAAACAAGUCUGAAUAUUUUUUAGGAUUAACACCUGUAGGAGUUGUUGUUUACAAGAAUAAAAAACAAGUAGGGAAGUAUUUCUGGCCUAGAAUUACAAAGGUUCAUUUCAAGGAAAUGCAGUUUGAACUUAGAGUGCUGGGAAAAGAUUGCAAUGAAACAUCCUUCUUUUUUGAAGCACGUAACAAAACCACAUGCAAACAUCUUUGGAAAUGCUGUGUAGAGCAUCAUACGUUCUUCAGAAUGCCAGAAAAUGAGUCAAACUCUCUGUCAAGAAAAUUCAGCAGGUUUGGAUCCGUAGGCUAUAAACAUCGGUACAGUGGCAGGACAGCUUUGCAGAUGAGCAGAGAACUUUCUGUCCAGCUUCCUCGGCCUGACCAAAAUGUUGAAAGAAGUCAUAGUAAGACUUAUCCAAAAAGAAUGGCACAAACGCAACAGACUGGAUCCAAAAGCAUAAAUCAGGUUACAUCAAAUAUGGAAAAUGGGGAAAAAGAAGGAACCACUAAAAUUAUUGCACCUUCCCCAGUAAAAAGCUUUAAAAAGGCAAAAAGUGAAAAUAGUCCUGAAACCCAAAGAAGUAAAAUAAGUGCACCAUGGGAGGAAAAUGGCCCCCAGAGUGGACUGUAUAAUUCUCCCAGUGACCGCAAUAAAUCACCAAAAUUUCCUUACUCUCGACGACGGAACCCAUCAGGUGGCAGUGAAAAUGAAUCUGGGCAACAAGUUAGAAGAAGGAAAGCCCAGAACAGUGGUGAAGAUUCAGAUCUAAAGCAAAGGAGAAGGUCACGAUCUCGUUGUAAUACCAGCAGUGGUAGCGAGUCAGAAAAUUCUAACCGGGAGCAUCGGAAGAAGAGAAACAGGUUACGGCAGGAGAAUGACAUGGUGGAUUCAGCUCCUCAGUGGGAAGCAGUACUGAGGCAACAAAAAGAGAAAAACCAGGCUGAUCCCAACUACAGGCGAUCCAGGCACAGAUCUCGAUCGAGAAGCCCAGAUGUACAAGCAAAGGAAGAGUUAUGGAAACAUAUUCAGAAGGAACUUGUGGAUCCAUCUGGGCUGUCUGAGGAGCAGCUGAAAGAGAUUCCGUACACCAAAAUAGAGACUCAAGGUGACCCAAUCCGCAUUAGACAUUCACAUUCCCCCCGAAGCUACCGGCAGUACCGGCGGUCCCAGUGUUCUGAUGGCGAGAGAUCUGUUCUGUCUGAAGUGAAUGCAAAAACAGACCUUGUGCCUCCAUUGCCUGUGACUCGUUCCUCAGAUGCUCAGGGUCCCAGCAUUCCAGCUUCACAACAGAGGCGAAAUGGGUCCAAAGAUAGCCUGAUAGAAGAAAACUCUCAGAUAUCCACUAACAGCCUGGAUGGAAAACACAGUGCAAAGACAAUAAAAACUGUACAUGCAUCACGCCUCAAGAUAGAGACUUGAUUGCCAUAACUGAGGAUGGUGUAUGGAUUCUGUUCCUUUGAAAUUGGGAAUUACACAACAGUUCAGAUACUCUUUAGCUGGAAAAUGUUUCUUUGGCAUAAGAAAAGAAGAAAAAUGUAAACUGGAGUGGUGGUAAUUUUCUUAAAUUUAAAACUCCAACCUGCUUGCUCUGAAGGGCAAUCACUGUUUUCAUCACUGGUUACAGUUGCUUACGUGAUUGCAAAGAAGUUGACUGGUUAGACAGUUGGAAGGGAAAGUGUUACUACAAUUCAACAAUUGCCAGAUACUGUAUUUUCAAAAGAGGAACAGAGGAAUUGUCAUGACAGAUCAGACCUUGGUCUAAUUCAUUCAAUUGGCUGUUUCCAAGAGGCCAAGACCAGAUGUUUCAGAGGAAGCGGUAAAACCCUCAUAAUACACUUGGCCAAUUGUGCAAUACUAUAUAAUAGUGAGGAAAUGUCUUCCUGACUCCAUAUGAUGAUCAGUUUAUACGCUGAAGCAUAAUAGCUCUUAUGUUUAUUUUAGCCUAAUGCAACUGCAGACACUGUUCUUGUUCAUACAAAUGUUGAGUCCAUGUUUAGAUAAUUGCCACAAUCGUAUCUUGUGGCAUUGAGUGUCAUGUAAAAAUGGAUUUCCUUUCACCAAUUUUAAAUGCGUUGCCUUUUAAUUUUAAAUAUCUUAUUGUAUUGUGACAGUACUUGAUUAGCCUUCUCUGUACUACUGAUUAUUUUAUAUACCCCUACCACAUCUCUUAAUUUUGUCCAUUGAAAACUACAGUGAAAAAUGUCUUGAAUGGCCCAGGGGCCAGUGUAAUAAGACUGCCUAGUACACACAGACUAUAAAUGCUGGCUGGACAAAAUUGUACUAUAAACCUUGGAAACAGUUCAAAGUGGCUACUUAAGAUGGGUUGGCUAACAGUUGGUUCUUUGGUGCAGGCUUCAUUGAUCUAGUCUUUUUAAGCUCUUCUCAUAUGAAAUCCCCCAAUAAUUCUAAUCAUUUGUAGUGUCCUUCUCUGGACCGUUUCUUCUGCUCACUCAUUUCUGAGAUAAGAUGACCAAAACUGAUUGCAAUAUGCAAAGUGAAGACAAUAUCAUUGAA